UUAAGGAAAAAUAACAUGCAUUUUCACGUUUAUUUCCAGACUUUCCAGGUGUACAAAGCUAGUGCAUUUACUGUAAUGUAUCUGCUUAUUCCUGCCUGGGUUAUUCACUACUAUGUCAAAUACCAUGUACUGAAAAAGCCAUAUGGUAUUGUUGAAGUGAAGCCCAGAAUAUUCCCAGGUGACAGAAUUCUAGAGACAGGAGAAAUAAUCACACCAAUGGAAGAAGAGUCUACUGGUCAUCACUGAAGGUGUUAAACUCUAGCUUUGUUCCUAAACAAAUGUGUUAAAUAUUUCCAGAUAUGUAUAUAAAACAAUAAAGUUGUCUUUGAGACUCCCAUUUUCUUGUUUCCUUCUGGGUGUAUCAAAGACCAUAUCUAGAUCCAGCUAUAGUGCAGAGAAUAAAUGGCAAAUUUAGAAAGUUACACACCUAGUAACAAACUGUUCAUGACUGACUGUAUGACAUGGACUCUAGUAACAGAUUUUUAAUCCAAUUUACUAGUAGUAAUACAAUCUUUUUGUCAUAAUAGGCAACAGAUAAUCUACAUUUUAGCAAUGAAUUGUAUAUCUGUAGUCCUAUAAUUGUAUUAAUCAAACAGGAUGAUACAGAGGAG
This is a messenger RNA of Pelodiscus sinensis (Chinese soft-shelled turtle), 611 nucleotides long. Lineage: Eukaryota; Metazoa; Chordata; Testudines; Trionychidae. The record is from RefSeq and is a predicted model, not a curated record.